Molecule: messenger RNA, 752 nt
Organism: Oryzias melastigma (Indian medaka)
Lineage: Eukaryota; Metazoa; Chordata; Actinopteri; Beloniformes; Adrianichthyidae
Exons: 3
Coding region: 93-710 (205 amino acids)
Biological process (GO): positive regulation of ERK1 and ERK2 cascade; interleukin-15-mediated signaling pathway; T cell activation
Cellular component (GO): membrane raft; external side of plasma membrane
Molecular function (GO): protein tyrosine kinase binding; MHC class II protein binding
Source: RefSeq, a predicted model, not a curated record
UGAUGUAUUUCUGUCAUGAGUUCUUGUUGUCUUCAUUCUCUGACAGAAAGCAUUGAGAGAAGAAGAGACAGAGAAGAGCAGAGGAGAGAACAAUGUUUGACUUCACAUCACUUCUCUUCCCUCUGAUUCUGACAUGGAUGCUCACAUUUACAGAUGUUCAAACAAUCAGACACAAGACUGUCAGAGUUGGAGAUGAAGUCACUUUGGAAUGUGAAAAUGCAAAUGAUUUCAGUGAUGGAUGUUCCAGGAUCACCUGGAUCUACAGUCAGUCAACUAAAUCAUCAUCUACCCUCUUUGAAAAAGGGACGAUUCUCAAAGGUGUUGGAUCUAAAUCAGACAGACUGAGUCUUACAGAGAAAUGUUCUCUGGUUAUAAAGAAGAUCACAGAUGAAGAUGAUGGAAUUUAUUACUGCAGACAGUUCAGCACAUCAGGACAAAAGGAGACAGAUUUUGAUCUUGAACUGACUGUUAUAAAUACAAACGACGUGACAUCAACACCUAAACCAACAUUCAAACCCUCUAUUAAAAGAAGAGUCUUUGAGUCAACAACCUCAUUGAAGUCGUCAUCUUCAUCAGUUAAUUCCAGAUCAACCACAGCAUCAGCUCCACCAACAUCAGAUACGCACACUGCAGCCACAAACCUCCACUUUAAAACAGGUAAUAAAAUAACGACAAUUAUUAUUACAAGCAAUGAUGAACUGAUGACUUGAUUUACAUUCCUAGAAUCUGUCUGAACCAAGCUGCUGAUCAAA